AACACUCGUGUCCCGCCAUCAGGUUCCUAUUACCCGCUCCCCGGCGGAGCGGCAGCCUAUAGGCGAGCAGCCUGCUGCCCUGGGCGGUCAAGUCGGGUCAUCCGGCAGCCAAGACUUCUCAGAUUUACACAACAAGAAUCUCAGAUGUUCUGAGUCUGACGACCCGGGCGGCUGGCAGGCACGUAGUGGCAUCAGCCUGAUCCUCUCCUCGUCCUCGUUUGUCAGGAGGUGCGACAAACCCUGCACACAAGAUGUCCAAACCUCAAAUGAACGGCUUCGCGAACGGGUUCGCGCCUCCCCUGAACGCGGCCAGCUCCCGGCUGCGGUGCGGCAUCUGCCAGCAGAAGUUCUCGGACCCGCGGGUCCUGCCGUGCCUGCACUCCUUCUGCUCGGCCUGCCUGCGCACCAUCGAGCCUUACGCCGUCGGCGGCGGCGCGGACGACCGGGACAGCGGCUCCAUGUCCGUCCUGAACGGCUCCAGCUUCUCCAUCUCCGUGAAGGGCCGAGACACCACCACCAUCCUGUGCCCGUCCUGCGACAUCGAGGUGGACAUCCCGAAGAACGGCGUGGAGGAGCUGCCCUCGGACUUCAUCAUCAACAACGAGCUGGUCAUCGCGUCGCUGAACCAGGAGGCGGAGCAGAUCCUGUGCGGACUCUGUACGGACAAUGUCGAGGGUUCUCGCGCCAUCGCGCGGUGCUUCGAGUGCUCGGUGAACCUGUGCGGGUUCUGCGUGCAGGCUCACAGGCGGCAGAAGAAGACGUCCGUCCAUAACGUCCUGACGCUAGACGAGGCCAGACAGAAGGGCGUGGGGAGGGUGAGCCAGCCGGUGGUCUGUGCCGUGCACCCUACCGAGGAACUGCGACUCUUUUGCCAGACAUGUGACAAGCUGGUGUGUCGUGACUGCUGCCUGGCGGAGCACAGAGAACACGAGUGCGCCUUCGUGUCCACCAUCAGCGACAAACACACCUCCGUCAUGCGCGAGCUUCUCAACCAGACCGAGCCCAACCUUGACAUCCUCCGGAAGGCCCUGGACGGCAUCGCGGCCAUGAGUCUCGCCGUUCGCGACCGCGCGGAGAAGGUGGCCAACGAGGUGCAGCAGUACACCGACUCGUACGUCAAGGCGCUGCUGAUGCACCGGGACGCGCUGUUGGACAGGAUCGACCAGCUUCGCGAGGCGAAGGAGCGGAACCUGCGGAUGCACCGCGUCCAGCUGGAGGCGAUCCUGGCAGACUUCUCCACGGCGUGCGACUUCACGUCCAAGGCGCUGCAGGACGGCUCCGAUGUGGAGCUGCUGAUGGUGAAACCAGUGGUCAUGAAGCGGCUACAGGAACUGAACCAUAUGAAGUAUAAUGUCAAGCCAAAGGAGGAUGACUUCAUGAAGUUUUAUCCCAAACAGCCGGCCGGCAUGUGUAACGGCUUCGAGGUCUUCGGCGGCAUCUCGGCCAAGAGUGUGGAUCCGGGCAAGUCCACUGCCAAGGGGGAAGGUCUGUACGUGGCGCGGCAGGGUCAGGAGGCGGAGUUUGCCGUGACGCUGCGGGACAGGGACGGGGAGCAGUGGCGCAGGGGCGGGGACGACAUGAAGGUCGACAUCAUCGAGAAGAACAAGAACGCUAAACUUCUGAGAUUCCCCUGGCUGAGAAAAAGGUGUAACAAGGUGGCUAUAUCCGACCGGCUGGACGGGAGUUUUCACGUGGCCUACACGGCAGACGAGUCCGGACACUACCUGGUCAGCGUUUCAGUAGGAGGGCAACAUAUACAGGGCAGUCCUUUCACGGUCUCAGUAAAGCCGAAGUGGAGAUCUCACACCGGUGUUUUUCACUGCUGCACGUUUUGCUCCAGCGGGGGGAACAAGGACAUCAGCUGUGGGUGUGGUGGGACUGUAACAGGUACUGGUGGUUACAAAGGUUGCGGACAUGGACACAUUGGGCAUCCUGGGAAGCCCCACUGGUCGUGCUGCGGCUCUACCGAGGAGAAAGCUGAGUGCACACGGCCCCCCUCCAUCAGCAAACACGUCACCGUCUGAGCUCUGCGCCUGCGCACGUUCGACACGCCGCCAUUUUGUUUAUGACCCUAUUAACCUUGUUUGUCAGUAACGUUACCUCUAACAUUCUGUAAUUUGUAAACUUAAGUUACUUUGGAGUCGCAUGACAGAAUGUUUUCUAAUCUACACGGUUAGCUAAUAUUGUAUCCUCAGAUGACACGAGCGGUCUUGUGGGUAGUAUUUUGAGGUAGAAUGCCGGGAUUUUGGAUAUCAAAAUUAUAGUAUUUGAUGUAUUGUUUAAAGCUAGAGGGGUAAUGAACAUGCAUUGUCACGAAUAUAGAAAUGGUUGGAGUCCCUAAAAAUGGAAGGUUGUGAAUUUACGUAUCUGUAUGAGUAAAUGGCAGGGGAAUUGCUCGAGUGAAAAUUCUUCUCCAUAUUAGUUACUAAUACUUGUAGAUAAAUGUGUAUCUUAUCGCUCAAUAUCUUCUACUCAUCGUGUACUUUUUGACGGACAAGCAAUAACAUUUUGUUGUGAUUCUCUUGCUUUGAAACAUAUCUGUUUAGCAUGUAUCAAUUAUUUCAGCAUAUAGAUUACAUGGCAACAUAUUACGAUACAGUCACAGGGCUGGAUUUCAAGCAAUGAUAUUGUAUAUAUUUCAAUCUGCUCUGUGCACAAUGCUAUUUUCGCUUACCUCUAACAAAUACUAGCGCAAUCUGAAACUACUGAAAUUCACUUGCAUUCCAAAUGUUUAACUAUAUGCUAAGCAUAAGAGCGUAUAAUAGUACAUAUGAGAAUAUUAGCAGCUCUCCAAUGGCGUUGAAAUGGAUCUUGUAUGCCACUCUGUUAGAUGUAGUUUCUGGAAACUGUUGUUUGAGAUUGUGUACAUAAAUCAUUUGGCGUACAAUACUGCUUAUUCAUAACGUUACAAACAUUGGAUGAAUUUUGUGGUGAUUUAAAAAAACGAUGUUGUUCAUCCGGACUGGUUUUGUGGCAGUAUUGCGAAGUUUAACAUGUGAAUAGACCUGGAGAGUGCAAACGAAUUGUUGUGUAAAGGACAGUAUGAAAAUCAUGACAAUCAACAGUGAUAUAAGACAUAUGAUGAGGCUAAAUUACGACAUUGCUUUCUACCAUUGUCAAUAAAGUUAUAUUUGCUGGCUACAAGCGUUGCAGUCUUCUUUAUGUGCUUUUCCCGCUAAUAUCACGCUAC
Branchiostoma floridae (Florida lancelet) is the source of this 3190-nucleotide messenger RNA. Its product is annotated as tripartite motif-containing protein 45-like. Gene Ontology annotation, molecular function: protein binding; ubiquitin-protein transferase activity; zinc ion binding. The record is from RefSeq and is a predicted model, not a curated record. NCBI's taxonomy places the organism in Eukaryota, Metazoa, Chordata, Leptocardii, Amphioxiformes, Branchiostomatidae. Gene Ontology annotation, biological process: positive regulation of DNA-templated transcription. The transcript has 7 exons. Gene Ontology annotation, cellular component: chromatin; nucleoplasm. The coding region runs from base 252 to 2024 and encodes 590 amino acids.